UCAAAUCUUUGACGCUGCUUGCUCAUUGGAGCCGCUGGUGAGAUGUGAGCGAGGAGCGAAGCUUAAACUAGAAGAAUACAAGAAGUUAAAUAGACGCAGGUAUGGUGCUUGUCUUUUUUGGAAUUUUAACUUAUUUAAUUCUGGUGUUAAGAUCGAUUCCGGCGUGUGAGUCGGCGUUCUGUUAGUAGGAGCUUCAUGAGGAGAGGAGCGUUUGUAGGCGAAGAUUUCCAUGUUUAACCAUGAAGAGACAACACUCCCCUUCAGAGACUGAAAGUACCCAGUUGGGUGCGUGUGUGUUUUGCAAUUUGACGGAAGACUGUCCAGAAAAGUAUGGCGAGAAGAAGACCUACAAGGAGUACGAUAUCACCCUGCAUUAUUUCUGUCUUUUAAUGUCCAGUGGUCUGUACCAGAAAGGAGAAGAAAAUGAAGGUAUACACGGAUUUUUGAUCGAAGAUAUCAAAAAGGAAAUCAUUAGAUCCUCAAAGCUGAAGUGCAAGAUUUGUAAGAAGAAUGGAGCUUCUGUUGGAUGUUCAGUCAAAGAAUGCCGCAAGACCUUUCACUUUCCUUGUGGAUUACAAAAAGAAUGUAUUUUCCAGUAUACUGAUCUGUUCCCGUCAUUUUGUUGGGUCCACAGACCAGUUCAGCCCUUCAGUAUGCCCACUAAUUUAAGUGGUACAUUUACUUGUACUAUAUGCCUUGAAUUCAUCUUGCCGGUGCCAUCGUAUGGUGUGUUAAAGUGUCCCUGUUGUAGUAGCAGUUGGUUUCAUAGGGACUGUCUACAGCAUCAAGCUUACAGUGCUGGAAGAUGGUUUUUCAGGUGCACUCUGUGCAGCAACCAGGACACGUUUCAGGAGGAGAUGCUUAGAUUGGGCAUACACAUACCUGAGAAAGAUGCUUCUUGGGAACUGGAAGAAAAUGCUUAUAGUGACCUAUUGCAAGCAUACGAGCGUUGUGAUGUUCUUCAGUGUAUGUGUAGAAGAGGCAGAGAAUAUUCACAGAUGGACAGCCAGUGGGAAAUUAUAAGAUGCCAGUAUUGUGGUUCCAGGGGAACCCACCGCAGAUGUUCGUCUAUGCAGAGUUUUCAGGAAAAUUGGGUGUGCAUUGAAUGUGAAAAUAUCAUUCAUGAAUCUGGGCACAGCCUUCAUCCCUUGCCAACCACACCACAGCAGUUGAUCUCGCCGAAACGCCCAAGACUCUCGCCCAGGUUUAGCAGGAGUAUUUUAAACAGACAGCUGCAGUUUCCAAGAUCAGCUGCAGAAGUUUUGAAGGAACUCGAUCAGCAAAUAGACAAAAGUGCAACUACACUUUUCUCUGUUGACAGAAGGAGUGUACUUGAUGGAGCCCUGUGCACAUUAAGGCAUAAAACAUUUAAUCCUUACGCCCAAAUUGAAGUAAAAUUUACAGAUGCAAACUGUCUGUUUAAUAAUUCAAACAGCAGCUGCCGUGAAUUUCUAUGCUUACUCAUGCGUGAACUUGAACAUUCCUUAUUAUUUCAAGGAUCAUCCCUUGGCAAGAAUCUGGCCCUUGACUCUCAAGCUUUACAUGAAAAUUUAUACUACGAUGCUGGACGGAUAAUUGCCCUCUCCCUUGUACAUGGCGGCCCUUUACCUGGUUUCUUUUCCAGACUUUUAUUUGAUUGCAUUGUCUAUGGAUCAGAAAAAGCAGAGCCUUCUCUGGAGGACUUGUCUGAAGACUGCAUAUCAUUAAAGAUUAAGAAAAUAAAUGAAGCCCAGACUGAAGAGGAACUUCAGGCCUCUGUAAAUGCAGCAAGUGAAUAUUUGCUUAUUGCCGGCUGCUCUACAAAAGCCUGGACGUUGUGUGACAAGGACAAACUCGUUCAGCAGCUCUUGAACUUCCAUCUGAUUCUGAGGAUUCAAAUGCCUCUGCAGAGAUUCUGUGAAGGACUCAAAACUCUUGGGGUCUUGGAAAAAGUCCAGAUGUUCCCUGAAACUUUCUCUACGCUCUUCUGCCAGAAACCAGAAAAGCUGACGCCGUUAAAGCUCUGGGACCUUUUCACUGUUCAUUUUUCUCCCAAUGAAAAUGAAAGCGUUAAAGAAAACAACGUCUUUUGCUUCUGGAUGAAGUACUUGCAGGACUGUUAUGAUUCACAAUGUGCUGCAUCACUGGAGAUGAUUCUCAUUUUUGUGACUGGGGCGGACGCCGUCCCUCCAGUUGGUUUGAACCCGACUCCAUCCAUUGAGUUUCUGCAUAAUCGACACAUUACUCGGAGGGCUUUUCCUGAAGCUGACACACACUUAAACGUACUGAAACUGCCAGUUGUAAAAAAUUACAAGACGUUCGUAGCCAACAUGGAUUAUGCAAUCUGUCAAACUGUUUCAAUGUGAAAUGCUUGUCGUUUUUUAAAUUUGUAAAUAUCCUGGUUUCUCUGGACUGAGUCGACUCGGUGAGCGAGUGGAAAGAAACUCCAGUUUUAUACUUUGUGAUUUUUGUCAAGAAAAAAUAUUCAGCCUAAAUUUUUAUUGAACACAGUACACUGGGAUCCUAAUUUUGAACACUCUCCUUGCUGCAGUUGUGCUUUCUGGUGGCAACACAUGCUCAGUGCAGACUGCAACAGGAGGAAGGAGAACCAGAGAGGACAUUCUGCUGAAAUGUGCUGUUGAAAUGCUCCGCUUUGUUCGCCCUUUCAGUCUGUUUGGGGAUCUCCCGUGAAGAAAGACCGCCAGGCCAUUGUCUCUCCUAGCAGCCUGCGUCCCGUCGCUUCUACACAGGAGGUGUUUUUGAACUCCUGGUCCGUUUGCUUUGUGUCUAAUCUGAAGAGGAUCAACUACUUUUAAGUCUCCAGUUUCACACCAGAAACUUUCAAGCCGAGCAGAAGCCAUCAAUAAACACCCCUUGGUAUGUCAUGGACGACUUCUUUCACUGGGCAGAAACUUCCAAACCUCAGGAAAGAUCACCCGGAAAUGGCUAAGUGUGCAGCAUAUCUGCACCCCUGCGUUUGCAAGAACUGUGUUUUUGUUUACUAACUUCAGCCCAGUGAGAUCUUCCAGGCAAAUUUGUAUGUAUUUUUAUAUUAAGAUUGAAGAAUUAUGGACAAAAUAUUUCCCAUAAUGCACAGUAUUUCUUGUUAUGUCAGUCUUGUGACAAUUCAAAUUCAUAAGUCCUACUAACAGCUCCAGGGAUUGCUCAGUACCACAACAAGACCCUUUCCAAAAUGUCCCGGCCUUGUGGAAUUGGUGCGUUCACAUCAUCCAAAAUAAAAUCUGGAGUACAAGGAAAUCACUCCAGAAUUUAAAAAAAAAAAAAGCAAUCAAGUGUGACAAAGUCAAAGCCAGUUCAGAGUUCCACUGUUUUAUCUCAGAGCUACAACAAACAUUUGAAAAAUGGGGAGAUGAGAUAUCUUGGGGGUCGAAUUUCACACAAAUGUCUCGAUUUUAAUGUGCUUUCCCACCUCAGAAAUGUGUUUCAGGAGUUUUUGUACCAUUCCCACUGCAGGAAAUCUCACCAUUUGUAGUUCCUGGGGCAUCUUGUUUUUAUUUUUUCUUCCUCUUCCUCCAGGGGGUGUGUACUUUUCAUUCAGUGAUUCAACUAUUGUGGGUGGGGCCCGUGCGAUGAAUUGUGCUGAUUGGUUGACCACAAGCACUUGCCGCCAAAUUACAAAUCUGUUUCUAGUUUGGACUUUCGAAUUCUAACUUAUUGAUGAAGAUGGAGCACCGCAAUUCGCACUUCUCACCACAUCACUCUUCAUAGCCGCUUCCCGGGUUCUCCACGGUAAUGCACUGCAUCGAAGUAAUGAAUCUCCCCUGUGAAGUCACAAUCGCUUCCAAGCAAUAAGGUGCAGGGGGGUCUCAUGAUCUUCCCGAACGUGCCUCCUGUCACACCACAUCACUUUUCUUUGCACGUCACAUAUUUUGUAUAAAGGUUACAGUUUCUGCUGUGCGGUGGGAACACAACACAUGACAGUGGUCAGGGCCAACAUCGUACAGGAGCUCAUUGGUUCCUGUGGUGGGAAAACUCCUUUAUCCAAAUUGAUGAUCCAGUAUAACUAACCUCUGGCCUUAUUCCAGUGUCAUCAAAAAUGUUGUGGUCGUAUUGUAUUUGGAGUGUUGAGACGCUCAGUUAUGAUGUUUGUUAAGCACCCUGCCAAAGCUGCUUCAGUAGAACAGCAAGAAGCUCACAGGGCAACACAAGAAUUGUCAAAGUUACAGGCUGAGUCGACGACGGCAAGACCGAGAACCAACUGAUAAAGUCAAAACAGAAAAAACUUGGGAAGAAUUUGACAGCCUCAUAAUCCUGUCCCUAAAUAAUCCAUUCAGAUUCAUUGCGUACUUUAACGAUCCCUUAAAUCAGUGGUUACUAAACUUCUUUUUUUUUUUUCUUGCCUCCCAGUUUUGCCCCACUGCAUGCCCUCGUGACCUGUAAUCACUGUAAACCACAACCGAUCAUCAUGCCUUUCCCCGGACCAUUGUCCCCAGAUUGGGGUUUCCCUCUUUGAGAAUUGCUGCCAACUGUGGUCCAGUUCCCGAUUCAGGAAGACCCAUCGCAGGUCUCUUUCUGCAAACCAUUUAUGACCCUUUCCUCAUUCACUUCAAUUGCAAUUCACGAUUAGGGAGAUCUCUGGUCGCAACCCCCUAGUUUAAGAAACCCUGCCUUAAAUAGUCGCAGAAAUUAUGAUGUUAUACACAAGACUGGCACUUGGUGUCCCUGCCAACCGCACAGACAACAGUAAAGGCAAACUGAUGCUGAUUUGAUGUUGGCAGCAAAAGGAUAGAAGUGAUCAACACUAAAUAUUGACUAACCGCAUCAAAUCCCGUUCCCAAAAAUAAACUUGUAAGUGCUAAACAUUGACUCAUAACAGCCUUUCCUUAAUUUUCAUAUCAAAAAAAUAUGCUUCAAGUAUUUUAGUGCAAAUUAAACCGCAAAUUAACAAUCUUCACAAAACACCAACUGUAAAUGUACACGAGUGCCACAAAGCGGAAAGGAGAGCUGUCUUUCUGAAAAUAGCCAAAGUAUGCUAGUGCAGCAAAUGAUGCCACCGUAACGAUAAGAACCGCUCGAUGAUUUAAGUUAAACUCAAUAUUUAAGCUUAAUUUUCUUUUUUUUUUUUUUUUGGUUAUUUUUUUGAAGCAUUAAAAAUAGUAGCUGUUACACUUUAAACCUUUUGUUCAUUUAUGGCCGUGUAGCAGCAAAAUAUAAAUCAUAAAAAAAAAAA
Messenger RNA from Polypterus senegalus (gray bichir), 5170 nucleotides. It is a transcript of the gene g2e3, whose product is annotated as G2/M-phase specific E3 ubiquitin protein ligase. Lineage: Eukaryota; Metazoa; Chordata; Cladistia; Polypteriformes; Polypteridae. The record is from RefSeq and is a predicted model, not a curated record. Gene Ontology annotation, cellular component: nucleus. The coding region runs from base 240 to 2345 and encodes 701 amino acids. Gene Ontology annotation, molecular function: ubiquitin-protein transferase activity. The transcript is spliced from 15 exons.